AUGUGUCCGUCCGGGGCCGCGACGGCGGGGCGGAAGCGCAAAGGUGCGUCCGGUCGCCCACCCACCGGCAGCAAGCGCCGGCGGGCCCCUGAACCGGCGCAGGAGGCCAGCGGCUGGGCCUCUCUCCCGACCGACAUCGCAGGCCUCGUCUCCGGGCAGUUGCUGGCCGAGGACGUGGUGGACUACCUCACCUUCCGCGCCGUCUGCUCGGGCUGGCGCGCCAGCACGUCCGACCUGGGCAUCCUCGCCCUGAGCAAACCGGAGCCCCGCCCGCACGGCUGGAUCGCGCUCUGCGACGGAGACGGGGCGCCCCUGGACGGUGCCGGCGAGAUCACCUUGUUCAACACGCGCACGGCGCGGCGCCUGCGCGUCCGCCUCCCCGACCUCCGGUGCCACAGGGUCGUCGGCUUCACCGACGGCCUCGUCAUCCUGCUGCACAAGCGCACCACCGCCGUCCGCGUGGUCCACCCCUUCACCCUCGCCACGGUCCAACUCCCGCCCCUCGCCCCUGCCUUCCGCAGUGCGAUUAAGGACCGAGAAGCUGUGUUCAGCAUGAGCGCCUUCGUCUGCUCUUCACCUACGGCCCCCUUUUCAGUGGUGGCCCGUUUCCCUUAGAGACCCAUGGUGCUCUGGACACAGCCAGGCCGGCUGAGGUGGGAGGUCAUUCACCAUGGCAUGGUGGAGCUUCAGAACUUCUUGCCCUUCCAAGGCCUGCUCUUCGCCAUCACCAAGUGGAGGGAGGAGAUAGUAAUGGUGUACCCUCCACGCAAAAUCUCCAUGGCCUACUCUUCGCUAGCCGACCCGUCGAUAUGCCGCGAGUACCUCCUGGAGGUUGCUGGGCGGAUGAUGCUCGUGCUGCAGCAUGGAAACGAUGACAGGGCAUGCCCAAAGUAUGCCUUCAGGAUCUUCGAGGUGGACAUCUGGCGCCAGAAGCUGCUGCCCAUCUGCAAUCUUGGUAGCCGGGCUUUGUUUCUCAACACUGACAGAUGCCUGUGUGUCCCGACCAUGAGCUUGCCAUCUCUCUGCAGCAAUUCGGUUUAUUUCUCUCUGCCAAGCAGCCCCGCUGUGAUGCAGUCUCUGUCGAGUGGGUUGUCCGAGGACCUGGCGGCGACGUGCCAGAUACACGACAUGAAGGAGAAGACUCGCCCGUCUGUGCGACCUUUCACCAUUGCUGAUCAUCUUCUCACGUAUUGCAAUCAUAUGGAGUGGGCGAGGGGGCUCAUGUUUCGUGAGUACCACUAUAUACCAGACUCAUUCCAGGAACUAAAGAAGAAAAUAAAGGUCUUCUCAAGUGCACAUUCCGCGUACUGGAACAGGAGGUUCAAAGGCAAAACGUUGCCAUAUAUAAUCAAGUGGAAAACAAAACUUUCUUCACAGACAGGCUUCUGGCUGAUUGUUGUUUUCAUGAUGAAGUCCCAUUAUGUCAAGUUUUUGAAUUAUUCCCCAUGUUUCUACGGGCCUGUUUAUCUCAAUGUAGUCUUGCUCUUUAAAAAUUCCCUGUUCUCUUGACGAAGUGGAGUCAUUUCUAGCAGACACUAGCCAUACCCGCGCGGCGGCACGCCGCGCCCCGUCGACACUGUAUGUGUGUACACUAUUUUUUGGCCCGGUUCUUGUAGUAUCUGCUCUAGAAGGUACAUUCUUUUUUUAAAAUAUCCAGUGCUUGUUUUUUUAUAUGGGCCGAAAAAAGGCUAAAGUUUAAAAUGUCGCAUAGAGUCUAAAUUGUCAGAAAAGAUGUUGGCUAGAAAGGUUGGAACAUUUUAAUAGUAAGGGUGUUUUCUGUUGUGUAAUUUGGGAAAACUUACAACCAAGUCGCCUCUUUUUUUUAGUGUCAUAAGAAUGUAAAUGGAGGUAACAAUUUUUACAGGGAGUACCAAAAAUGACGGUACUUAUUUAUAGAUAGUUGAACUUGCUAGUGAAUUAUUUUAAUAUAGAACAUAGGUGUGAUGUAAAGAAAAAAGUGAUGUUCUUUGGAAGAGAAUAACAAUGAAGUACACUAUGUAGACAUGUAAACAUUACACUGAUGGAUAAAUCAUGCCUAGUAAAACAGAACAUGAAUUUAUCCGGUUAGGUACAUACAGCACAUUACAUGAAUAAAAAAGAUAAUUUUUUUUGUCAUGAUACUAAGUCGACGGUCUAUAACAUCCCAUUGGGGCUCCCUACUGCGAUAGUGUUGUGCUUGGGCAAAUUUGUUGGAGCUGGACAUGGUUAAGUGAGAUUAAGAUAUGCAUCCCGAGUCUUCCAAAGAGAAACUACCAAAGAGGAUCAGACGCAUGGCAAAAAAAGAAAA
Aegilops tauschii subsp. strangulata is the source of this 2287-nucleotide messenger RNA. RefSeq lists its product as uncharacterized. Lineage: Eukaryota; Viridiplantae; Streptophyta; Magnoliopsida; Poales; Poaceae. The record is from RefSeq and is a predicted model, not a curated record.